This is a messenger RNA of Daphnia magna, 1491 nucleotides long. RefSeq lists its product as uncharacterized. NCBI's taxonomy places the organism in Eukaryota, Metazoa, Arthropoda, Branchiopoda, Diplostraca, Daphniidae. Bases 148 to 831 code for a protein of 227 amino acids. The record is from RefSeq and is a predicted model, not a curated record. The transcript has 5 exons.
GUUAGUCUAUUUGCCUUUUCGAGGUUUUAGCCCCAAGGCACAAGGUGACGCACGGAAUUUCUGUGGUUUUGGACUUGGACUAGGGCGCAUUCGACGAAAGAAUUAUUGGAAAAAUUUACACAACAGGGACUCUUUCGGAAAGAGAAAAUGCCUUCUUCUAAUCCAGUGUACCAGCCUACUACAGUCACAUAUGAAAGGCACAAAGAAUGGUCAACCAGCUACAUCACUGAACGUGUAUUUCCUGGCUGCUACCAAAAGCCACACCUUCAACGGUUACUGCUUGUUGGUGCCAUACUUCUAGCCAUUUUAGGAUUGGGUCUUGCAAUUUAUGCCUUGGUCAACGAUGUCAACACACAUAAGGAUGAAUCUGCAGAUGUUGAACUCAUGCCAACAUUUGAUGACAACUCAGAUGAGAAUAUUGAACAAGAGGAAGUUCCAGAAACAAAUGAAUCACAUGAUCAUGAAACAAAUGUCAUACUUGGAUCGAUUGGCAUAUGUUUGAUCCUCAUUAGUCUUGUGAUGUAUGUGGUAUUUCUUCAGCUAAAAGGGAUGUGUCGGGGAAUUUUGCCACAGCAUCACAGUCAAAGAUCUGGAAACCUGAAUACUUCUGCUGGACAACCUGUUCACAGUGAAACCAGCCAUCAGACAGCUAUUAGCUACAAGGGAGUACAGCAAGAACCAGGUGCACUGAAUCUUGAGCCUGCUGCUCCAAUUGAAGAGGAGAGACACUCUCUAAUGGACAGUAAAUUUCAGAGUGAGGAUACAGAGCGGAUGAUGGACGACGAUCCACGUAUCGUUCUUAAGCCACUCCGCACGGCGGAAGAGGCCUAGAUCGAACAAAGCAAAAAGAAAUCCACCACUAAAAAUCACGUUCAUCCCAUACCUUCAUACUAAGCACCGAAGCUGAAGCCCCUCCGAUUCCCAAACGUAGCCGCAGCACGCCAAGCCGCUUCUGCAAGCGAGGCCGGAUCGGCGCUCCUCUAGCUUCUACAGAAACUCUUUCCCCUUCGCUAGCAUCUUCAUUCUGUUCGGACAUAAUCUUCUUUGACGACCAGUCCAGUUGUCAUGGCGACAUGGAUGAAUCGAGUUAUUCGCAGGUGCCCUCGUUAUAUUUACAGCCUUCGCCUGUACCUAGCCAUAGCGGAGGUCAUAGCGUUUGAUUCGCAAUCGUAGUCGCGUCCCUUGCUACGGUUCAUCUCCACCACAUCCCCUUACUUUCACUAAUUUUCUAAUUACCGUUGCCUUGAAAUGAUUCUUGAAAUUGUUUCCACUCUCAAAAUUUGCGUGAAUUUCUCAGUGUUUUAACAUUUUGUAUUUUUCCUAAUAUGAUGCAGCUUGUCUUUUCGUCUCCCAUUUUCACUAAUCUCGCACAAAGGCAAAUUUUUGCCUGAUGGGUUCUACUAAUAAUGGGUACAUCGGGUUAUUUUUCUCGUUGCGUUAAAUGUCGUUUGUUUCUUGAUCGUGUUCUCUAAAUAUAGGCAGAUAGCAGUA